Molecule: messenger RNA, 2103 nt
Organism: Salvia miltiorrhiza (redroot sage)
Lineage: Eukaryota; Viridiplantae; Streptophyta; Magnoliopsida; Lamiales; Lamiaceae
Product: cyclin-T1-4-like
Exons: 6
Coding region: 166-1227 (353 amino acids)
Biological process (GO): positive regulation of DNA-templated transcription, elongation; regulation of transcription by RNA polymerase II
Cellular component (GO): cyclin/CDK positive transcription elongation factor complex; nucleus
Molecular function (GO): cyclin-dependent protein serine/threonine kinase activator activity
Source: RefSeq, a predicted model, not a curated record
CAUGUUCUAUUUUCUUUCUUCGUAAAACUCUUUAUUUCAUCUUUUUUCUCUCACAACCUACCAUUCACAAACCCUAAUCUCAAUAGGGAAAUUGCGUAUUUCGAGCUCGAAAUUGGCGAUCGAUCUUCUCCAGAUCUUAUCUCUACUUGUUGCCAAUCAAGAAUUAUGUCUUUUGUGCGGCCUCAGCAGCCACGAGGUGGAAAAUUUCACAGAGAUCAUAGAUCAUCUUGUGCUAGAAAUAGCAAUAUGGCAGCGAGGGCCACUGGUGCAGCUACUAAUUACUCGGGGAACUAUGGCAUGGAUGACUACAAUAACUACCGUGACUUUACUCAAAUGUAUAGGUUGGAUGGACUCAUGUAUGACCGUCGUGGGCCUGAUCUUGAACCAUCUUCCAAAAGGAGAAAGACUUCAACUUUCGCUUGUGAAAGCACCAGGAUCAUUUAUCAGCAGCAAGAGAUGUACCAAAAUGAUCUUGUACGUGCUGACCCAUGCCAGCCUUCCAAAUGCUACAAUGCUUGUGCCGAUGCCCAAUUAGUCUGCAAAAGUUCUGCAGCUGUUGCUGAGGCCAGGUCUGGUGGCACCAAUGCGAAUGCUUUGUCUCCAUCAAAGCGUGACCGGUUAAAUUCUGAGGAUGAGGAAGUGGUUUUCAUGUCGAGGGAUGACAUAGAGAAGUGCUCUCCUUCAAGAAAAGAUGGCAUCGAUCAGCUGCAUGAAACAUAUCUACGAUACUCGUAUUGUUCCUUCCUUCAAAAUGUUGGGGCUAGCCUUCAUCUACCACAAACAACCAUUGGGACUGCCAUGGUGCUCUGCCAUCGUUUCUUUGUUCGCCGCUCUCAUGCAUCUCAUGAUAGAUUUCUGAUAGCUACUGCAGUACUCUUCCUGGCUUCCAAGUCUGAGGAGACACCGUGUGCUCUGAACGAUGUAUUAAAAGCGUCGUGCGAAAUUCUCCACAAGCAGGAUUUCUCAAUUCUCUCAUAUAUGUUACCCAUUGAUUGGUUUGAAACAUAUCGUGAACGGAUGAUUGAUGCUGAGCAAUUGGUCUUAACAACUUUAAAUUUUGAGCUAACUGUGCAGCAUCCAUAUGAAUCUUUGACAUCUACGCUUCAGAAACUAGGCUUUGCACAGUCUGUCUUGGUGAAUAUGGCUCUGAACUUUGUCAGUGAAGGGGUUUAUAGAAGAUUAGCAUGCACCCAUUAUGAUAUUAAUAGCUGGAGGUUGAUCUGCUGAUCAUCAAAUGUGUUUUUCAUCUGAAGUUGAACUAGAGAUAUCUUGUGGAUUCCUUUCCAAUUCUGACAUCUUAAUAGCAUGCUCAUUUGCUGUAGAAGAUAGUUUGUGGAUUAAUUAUCUUAUUCUCCAUUUAGAUAUUGAUAUGUGUUCAUUGAAAUACAGCAUGGAGGAUGUCAUUGUCUUACUCAGUUUCGACAUAGGUUGCUUAUAAUCAAUCUGAGAAUACCUACAGAUUUUUUGCUUGGUGAUAGUGGAACUUGCGGCUCAUCAGCCGCAUCUAGUGACCGAUUCCUUUUUCACACUUUGCUUCCUGAAACCAUUUGUGUUCUGGUGACUUAAUUCCUUUAAAUUUCACCCUUCCAUACAUCACCCACUAAAAGUACUCCCUAUUUUUUCUAACCUCUCAAUUGUUUUCUCUUGCUUCCCAUUUUUUUCUUCUAUUCUUUGGUGAGCACAUCUUCCAGCUCAAUAAUUUUGAAGUUCUUCUGAUUUUUGAGCUCCUGACUUCUGCUCAAGCUGUUCCCGUAUAAUUUUAUGGUGGUAUACUGAGCUUUGAUGAGUAAGAGAUGUGUAUGUCAUGUACCGAGAAACUCCUAUUCAAGGCCUCAAACCUCAGUCCUCUGUCCAGCCAUAUAGGAAAAGAAAAGGUAUGGAUACUUACCACAGUAGUGGAAGCAUGGCCAGGAGAGGUGGGGAGUCCCUACUUGAAUUUUAAAGUGAAGUUGGCUCCUCUCAACUUGGAAAACUCGUGCUAUAUUAUUGACCUGUUCGGACUAUCCAUCCACGAUGAUCAUCAUUGUCAACUUCUAUCUUUCCCUGUUCAAAUUUGGGUUGGGAGGUCGGGUGUAACAAUAGUCAUGUGUUCUAUAGAGUCGG